AUGAUAGAAACCAACAAUAUCCUCACGAGUCCUUCGGGACCCGAAUACCAGUUUCUGGUCGGCGAGGGCCUCUACGUGCUCAAGGAAGAUCUCCAUCUCGCGACUCCUCCUCCCCACCCCUCGGAAGCCCCCAUCGUCAACCCGAAUCCCCUCGCAACAACGCCGCAGCCUGCCACUGCCGGCACCAAGCUGUCACUGGCCAACCUCGACGUGCGCCCCCUGCCUGCCGCCUUCUACAGGGUCACGUCGCCCUCAAGCGGCCUGCAGCAGAGCAUCCAAGAACACCCUGACGAGAGCAAGUCGUCGUCCGAGGCGCGCGAGAGCAGCAGCUCGGCCGGUCGCAUCACUUCUAGCGAUGUGCCACUCAUCGUGUUAAAUGCGCCCGCCUUUGGUGAGGGAAACGCGUUGCUCGCGCCGCCCAAUUCCAAGGACGCGAACAAGCGUCGAAAGCCCAAGAACAACGUGACUAAGAGCAACUCUUCCUUCAUCUCUAGAGUUAUUGUCCACGAGACACUAAACAAGAGAUUGCAAGAUCGCCCUAGUGAUGGCCUUUUCGCCUUCGCCAACAUCAACCGCGCCUUUCAAUGGCUCGACCUCUCAUCCCCAUCCAAGGCCGAAUAUUUAACAAAAAUACUAUUCACCAAGGCGCAUUGCCUCUGCCAUGACGUAAAUCUGCUAACCAAGAGCUCAUCGCACAUUGACGUGAUCAUGGGGUUUUCAACUGGAGAGAUCAUAUGGUGGGAACCCAUCUCACAGCGAUACACGCGACUCAACAAGAACGGGAUUAUCAACGGAACGCCAGUUUCCGAGAUCAGGUGGAUUCCUGGCUCAGAACACCUGUUCCUCGCUGCGCACAUGGAUGGAUCUCUUGUUGUCUACGACAAGGAAAAGGAGGACGCCACUUUCUCCGCCGACGAAGAGGCCGGGGCAGGGCUGCAGGCAAACGGAGAGGUGAACUCGGACACUGCCAGCAGAGGAGUCUCCAACUCCAGCCAAAUACAGAUCAACAAGUCGGUCCACUCCAAAAACCAAAAGACAAACCCCGUGGCGGUAUGGAAGCUGUCCAACCAGCGAAUAAAUGCAUUUGCAUUCUCCCCCGACCAUAGGCACCUUGCCGUUGUCUCAGAAGACGGCUCACUGAGGAUAAUCGAUUAUCUCAAGGAAGAACUUUUGGACCUAUUCUACUCGUAUUAUGGGGGCCUAAUAUGCGUCUGCUGGUCACCUGACGGCAAGUAUGUCUUGACCGGUGGGCAAGACGACCUCAUCUCGAUUUGGUGUCCGUCCGAGUCGGCGCUUAUAGCCCGGUGCCAGGGUCACCACUCGUGGGUGACGUCGGUAGCGUUUGACCCCUGGCAAUGUGACGAUAAGAACUACAGGUUUGGGAGUGUCGGAGAGGACUGUAGGAUAUGUCUGUGGGAUUUCAGUGUCGGCAUGUUGCAUCGCCCAAAAGCUGCCUCCGUACAUCACCACCAGCGGGGUGGCUCGGUUUCGUCGCGUCUGGUGUCGCUUCAAAGGGCCGAGAGUUCACAGAACGGCUACGGCGUUGGUGAAGAGGCAGCGGAGAAGAUACUGCCACAUGCCGUGGAACCGCGUUCAAGGACGGCCAUGCUUCCCCCUGUGUUGAGCAAGACGAUUGAUGAGGACCCGCUGUGCUGGAUCGACUUUACCCAGGCUGCCAUCCUCACCAGCUGCAAGUCAGGCCAUCUGAGGACGUGGAGUCGCCCAUCAGACACGUCGCCCCAGUUGGAUGAAGAGACGGAUAGCUCGCAAGCGUGA
Molecule: messenger RNA, 1776 nt
Organism: Lasiosphaeria miniovina
Lineage: Eukaryota; Fungi; Ascomycota; Sordariomycetes; Sordariales; Lasiosphaeriaceae
Product: WD40-repeat-containing domain protein
Exons: 8
Coding region: 1-1776 (591 amino acids)
Biological process (GO): carbon catabolite repression of transcription
Cellular component (GO): nucleus; cell division site; cell tip
Molecular function (GO): protein binding
Source: RefSeq, a predicted model, not a curated record